CUUGGUCACGUGUGGUGUGUGCCGCUCUGUCAUCUUUGGGUUCUAUAUCCGGAGUUAAGGUUAAGGAACUCGAUUGCAAGAUGUCAGUUAAAAGAAACAAAGCUGCCGCGUCCAACGGCGAAUAUUUUCCAGGUAUCGCGAAGAUCGUGUACAACCCAGCAGCCCCGGCCGACGACUCGCUGGUCUUCCGCCACUACAACGCCAGUGAGGUGGUGAGGGGCAAGACCAUGGAGGAGUGGCUGCGCUUCUCGGUUUGCUUCUGGCACUCAUUCCGGGGCGUCGGUUUGGACCCGUUCGGCAGCGGCACCAUCACGCGUCCGUGGGACGACGGAACCGAGACGCUGGAGGCCGCGAAGCAGCGCCUUCGAGCCGCCUUUGAAUUCUUCACUAAACUUGGAGUGAAGUACUGGACAUUCCAUGACCGGGAUAUCGCCCCAGAAGGAAAUAACCUCUCCAGCACCAACGCCAACCUGGACAUCAUCGCCGACCUCGCGGAGGAGCUCAUGCAGAAAACCGGCGUGAAGCUCUUGUGGGCAACCAGCAACCUCUUCUCUCACCCACGAUUCAUGCUCGGUGCUGCGACGAGCAGCGACGCUCGCGUGACAGCCUACGCAGCAGCGCAGGUCAAGAAGUGCUUGGACAUCGCCAAGCGGUUGGGCGCUGAGAACUUCGUUUUCUGGGGCGGCAGGGAAGGUUACAACUCUCUCCUCAACACCGACGUUAAAAGAGAACUCGACCACAUGGCUGCAUUCUUCAAAAUGGUUGUCGCAUACAAAGAGAAGAUAGGCUUCACUGGCCAGCUCCUCAUUGAGCCAAAACCUAAGGAGCCGACGCGUCACCAGUACGACUACGACGCCCAGACCGUGAUGGCCUUCCUACAUCAGUACGACCUCAGCGAUCAUUUCAAACUCAACAUCGAGCCUAACCACACCACCCUGGCUGGUCACUGUUAUGAACAUGACGUGGUCAUGUCCUUCAUUUACGGGAAGCUGGGCAGCAUUGACGCGAACACGGGCUCCCCCGACCUGGGCUGGGACACCGACCAGUUCCCCAUGGACGUGAAGAGCGCCACGGUCAUCAUGAAGACCGUCAUCGAGCAGGGAGGCCUCGCCCCCGGCGGGCUUAAUUUCGACGCCAAAGUUCGUCGCGACUCAACGGACCUGCGAGACUUGUUCAUCGGCCACAUCGCUGCCAUGGACACCUUCGCCCGCGGUCUCCUCAAUGCCUCCAGGGUCAUCGAAGACGGACACCUGGCGAAGGCAGUCGCGAGCCGCUACAGCACGUGGACUGGUGGACUUGGAGCCAAAAUCGCUGCUGGCAAAGCCACGCUCGAGGACUGCGAGAAGUUCACGCUGGAGGAAGGCCACCCAACGCCUGUGAGCGCGCAUCAAGAGCACUUCGAAACAAUACUUAAUAACUACGUCUAGAAUAAGGGCAAGCUGAGAAAAGUUGUUAUGAGAGUUCAAAGAGGUUAUACGGUGUUAAGUUGUUGAAAUUGUUCAGUGUACCCAAAUUUGUGAUCUUUUUUAAUGAUGAUUGAAGAUGGAUUUCAUUUUAUUUUCAGAAGUGCCCUAA
Messenger RNA from Hyalella azteca, 1575 nucleotides. Its product is annotated as xylose isomerase. The record is from RefSeq and is a predicted model, not a curated record. The transcript is spliced from 10 exons. Gene Ontology annotation, molecular function: xylose isomerase activity. Bases 81 to 1427 code for a protein of 448 amino acids. Gene Ontology annotation, biological process: carbohydrate metabolic process. Lineage: Eukaryota; Metazoa; Arthropoda; Malacostraca; Amphipoda; Hyalellidae.